This is a messenger RNA of Coregonus sp. 'balchen', 14238 nucleotides long. The record is from the annotation of a GenBank genome assembly. NCBI's taxonomy places the organism in Eukaryota, Metazoa, Chordata, Actinopteri, Salmoniformes, Salmonidae.
GCCAGUCUGAUUAUGCAGAAAACUUCCGUCUUUGAAUGAGAAGAGAAAACACACGACUAGCUAGCUAAUGCUAGCCACGGCAAAUGAGCCUACUUCGGUCUAAAUAAGCAAUCUGCCACGGUGUAAACAGGUAUGUAGCUAAAGGCAACGUUACUAUUUCACCAACUAACGUUAGCAAAUAGUUGUUGUUUAGCUAGCUAGCUAAAAUAGCGAGCUAAGUUAGUUAACGUUACCUGUUUAGGUAGCUAGCUAGUAAUUUAGCGCAUUCACUCACAUAGCUAGCUACCUAACGUUACCUGGACGAUGAUUCCUACAAAUUGCCUGCUAUGGUAGCUAACUACUAUUGAGAAAUUCCCCUCACUGUUAUUGGAGGAUAUCUAGCUAGCUGGUGACCAUAGAUAGGUGUGUGUCGGUGGAUUAGGACAAUGAAAUUAUUAACUACAAGCAACGAAACUGUAGCUAUUACAUAGCUAAACUAACGUUAACUAGUUAAUCUUAGUUGUGUAAUUGAAGUUAUCCCACGGUUCUGGCACUGCCAGUGUCAGGUGAUACCCAGCUUGCUAAAAUAGCUAGCUAACAAUCGACGAAACUUGUUUACAUAGCUAAGCGCUAGUUGGCUAAUUAGCCUUGGUUCAGCUAGCUAACUGGUUGGCUAUCUCGACAACGCUACCGAUUCCGUCAAUGUCGCAAGGUAGCUGUUAGCUAGCUUGGCUAGCCAGUCUCAGUCUGUCAAGACGGGACACACUCUUUUCACGCCACUUCUAUACAAUGUGAUUUUCGUAACAGGUUAGGAGAGCAUUUUCCUAACCUUAACCUGCUACGAAAAAGUCACCUCGGUAUCGAAAUGGCGUGAACUUCGUUAGCCCUGUCAAGACAGUCACGCCGAUUCUGUUGCAAAACGUUUCUUCAACGGAGCCGAACGAAACGAGUAGGGACCUUAUGUUACCUGAAUUUGUCCCAUAGAAACUCUCGUGUUUGGAAUAAUAAUUACACCUCAAUUUUCAUCAAACGAUGGCAUCAUUAUAAUGAAAUGUAAUUAGCUAAUAUGUGGCAGUAUAACGUUACUCGAGUCAAGACACUAACCAGGCAGGUAGCUAGCUGUAUGGGGUAGCUACAGUACAAGAGGUGGUACUGGUGGAUGGGAAUUAUGGAGAGAGACAUCUGUUGUUAUGUUGUAGCUGCUGUACAUUUCUCCAUAGCAGUUGACUUAUCUGAUCAGUCAGCCGUCCAUGCGCCUUACUUUAUGUGACAAACGACUAUGUGGACAUACAAUUAGGUAUAAAGGCCAGUAAUAAACCUAUUAAUUUUACAAUGUGAUAAUGCAUGACUGGCUGAAAUAACGUCUUAAUGGACUUAGAUGUAUAGCUUGGUCUUUGUACCAUGACAGACAGACAACUGAGACAGUCGUUCUUAAAAGUGAUGUCAUGUUCUUAAGGCCCAGUAGCCCUUCUAAUCAGCGUAUAUCCUUCAGUAAAGUUGGCCAGAUAAUAGGCAAUGGAGAGAAGCAUAGCGUCAGGUAAGAAAGAAGGUGUCCAAUACGUUUCCUUUCCUCAGCUAUUGUCCCCCACUCUUCACUGAUGGGCGGAAUGCGUCUAGUCUCACUAUGGUGCCUUAAGGCUUCUAUCAAGUUCUUUCAAAUCAGUGACCAUGAAGUGAUUUAGUUAAGAAAUGGAAGCUUGUUGUGAGCUUAUUGGGAAAUGGCCUAAGGCAGGGAUGUCAAACUCAUUCCACGGAGAGCCUAGUAUCUGCAGGUUUUGGGAUUUUCCUUUCAGUUAACACCUAGGCAACCAGGUGAGGGGAGUUCUUUACUAAUUAGUGACCUUAUUUCAUCAAUCAAGUACAAGGGAGGAGUGAAAAUCUGCAGACACUCGACCCUCUGUGGAAUGAGUUUGACACAUGUGGCCUAAGGAGUCUCAGCAGUGCUCUAGGGAAAAGUUGUCCCUGUGUUCUGCUCCAGGAUCAGUUUUUCCUUCCUCCAUCCUGGUCUGAAAUGAAUAAAUAGGGAUGAAGCUGACCUGGGAGCAGUGCUCAGAGCAGCUUCUAGCUAUGAUUUUAUUAGCACCCUUUAAAGAUACUGCCUGCCUGGCCAGAAAUAGAAAUGUCACCUUUCGUCAGGUGGGGCUGAGUCAUGGAAACGCAAUGACAUAAGGAAAGAAACCGUCACUGUUGGGCUACUCAGACAGUCAGUCAGUAUCUGCAGAACAAGGGCAGCAUUGACACUCCCUCUCUGGCCUGUAACUGCAUCCAGUUACACAACGUGAGGUGCUGUCUGGUAAUGGCCCAGGGUGACGUCAUACACUAGAUAAUGCUGCUGAAUGUUUCAGUCAGAGUAGGAGGAAAGAGAACCGUAGCAUGCCUUCCUGGAAGCACAGGUGUACACAGGCAGGGCAGGUGUAUGGUAGAGAUUAGGGUCUGUCUCUCCACACCCACCGCCCGGCCCCACGUUUGACUUUGAACCAGAGCCAGAUGGAAUGUUUACCUGGUUAUAUAAUGUCAUCGCCCUCCAAGGCUAGAUGUUGUUUGUUGACAAUACUAGGACAGAAAAACAAGGCCUAAAUUUAGACCUCAACCAGAAGCAAUGAAAGUAGCCUAAAUGAGGUAUUUUAGUGAUAAAGUAGGCCUUGGAACAUUGGAUUGUCUUUUCUGUCCUUUACCUCCCAUUCUAUCCCACAUACCCUUUCUUCCCCCCGCUUCUCUCCUCAGGUCCUGCCCCCCAGCCUUCUCUUCUCUGAGUGUAGUAGUGAGUGAAUGAGGCGAGCCCUGCCCCUGUAGCAGCCUUCACUCCACACAAUCAUACAGAAACAGACACACACACACACAUACAGAAACGUUGGCCUCUGGACGAGGAUGACAAUGGAAGAGAUGAAGAAUGAAGCAGAGACUACCUCAAUGGUUUCCAUGACACUCUACACUGUGAUGUACCCCGUCUUCCACGAGGUAAGGAGGAAAGGAUUUGGUAAAGACGGUAUGUAGUGUUUCUUGAAUGGGGCGUGUGUGUGCUAUGGUCUUUAAGGUUAUAUCCAGCCACAGCAGAAAUAACACAGAUUUAAUUACCCUUAGAGACGAGAGAGAGUGUGGUUGGAAUGGAGAAAUAGGGACAGGGCUCUAUAACAUCUGUGUUGUGGACGGAAUCACGGAAUCCAGACAUUAAAACAGAAUUCAGCAAUAUUCAAAAAUGUAUUGAUGAACUAAAUGUAUUGAAUUUAUUUGAAAGAUUAUCAUCAGGGAUUCGUACUUUCCUUCAACUUGCUGAAGAGGCAACAGCACAGGAAGGCCUGUGUCUGCGCUUUGUGUCUACCACUUUGUGUAGCCGUUAUCGAUGAUGCUAAUGUAAUGACAACCGUUUUGUUGUGGACGUAGGACAUCCAAUUGUGUUUAUUUUCUAUUAAAACAGUGUGCUUUUGAGAGUGGAAAACUGGAAAAACAAAGAGGAGAAACUGGAAUUUGGGGAAAAAACAGAAUCCGGCGAAAAAAUGAAUCUGAUUUUCUAGGGCCCUAUAGGUGGAAGUUGUCAGGCAGAAAAAAGAGAGUGAAUGAAGAGAGGGGUAGUCACAGACCUUAGCGAGAGCAGCGGGAAGAGAGGGGUAGUCACAGACCUUAGCGAGGCAGCGGGAAGAGAGGGGUAGUCACAGACCUCAGCGAGAGCAGCGGGAAGAGAGGGGUAGUCACAGACCUCAGCGAGAAGAGAGGGGUAGUCACAGACCUCAGCGAGAAGAGAGGGGUAGUCACAGACCUCAGCGGGAGAAGAGAGGGUAGUCACAGACCUCAGCGAGAAGAGAGGGGUAGUCACAGACCUCAGCGAGAAGAGAGGGGUAGUCACAGACCUCAGCUGGAAGAGAGGGGUAGUCACAGACCUCAGCGGGAAGAGAGGGGUAGUCACAGACCUCAGCGAGAGCAGCGGAAAGAGAGGGGUAGUCACAGACCUCAGUGAGAGCAGCGGGAAGAGAGGGGUAGUCACAGACCUCAGCGGGAAGAGAGGGGUAGUCACAGACCUCAGCGAGAAGAGAGGGGUAGUCACAGACCUCAGCGAGAAGAGAGGGGUAGUCACAGACCUCAGCGAGAAGAGAGGGGUAGUGCAAGUUGUGGUAAAGGGGUGAGGGUGCUAGGGAAGAAUAGAAGGAAAGAGCGAGGGACGGAGGAGUGUGAUAAUUACUGUGUGUAGCACCAGUUGGCACUCUGAUGAUGCAAAGGAGUUUGAUGUUGGGGAGGCUGCUGUUUCAGCUGCACUACAGCCGUGGUCAAUAGUUUUGAGAAUGACACAAAUACUAAUUUUCACUAAGUCUGCUGCCUCAGUUUUGAUGAUGGCAAUUUGCAUAUACUCCAGAAUGUCAGGAAGAGUGAUCAGAUGAAUUGCAAUUAAUUGCAAAGUCCCUCUUUGCCAUGAAAAUGAACUUAAUCCCCCCAAAAUUCCCCAUUCCACUGCAUUUCAGCCCUGCCACAAAAGGACCAGCUGCCAUCAUGUCAGUGAUUCUCUCAUUAACACAGGUUAGUGUUGACGAGGACAAGGCUGGAGAUCACUCUGUCAUGCUGAUUGAGUUAGAAUAACAGACUGGAAGCUUUAAAAGGAGGGUGGUGCUUGAAAUCAUUGUUCUUCCUCUGUUAACCAUGGUUUCCUGCAAGGAAACAUGUGCCGUCAUCAUUGCUUUGCACAAAAAGGGCUUCACAGGCAAGGAUAUUGCUGCUAUUAAGAUUGCACCUAAAUCAACCAUUUAUCGGAUCAUCAAGAACUUCAAGGAGAGAGGUUAAAUUGUUGUGAAGAAGGCGUCAGGGCGCCCAAGAAAGUCCAGCAAGCGCCAGGACCGUCUCCUAAAGUUGAUUCAGCUGCGGGAUCGGGGCAGCAACUUCUCCCAACCAUCCAAGAACAGUAAGGCAAAAGUGAUAACUAAGUGGCUCGGGGAACAAAACAUCGUCAUUUUGGGUCCAUAGCCAGGAAACUCCCCAGACCUUAAUCCCAUUGAGAACUUGUGGUCGAUCCUCAAGAGGCGGGUGGACAAACAAAAACCCAUAAAUUCUGACAAACUCCAAGCAUUGAUUAUGCAAGAAUGGGCUGCCAUCAGUCAGGAUGUGGCCCAGAAGUUAAUUGACAGCAUGCCAGGGUGGAUUGCAGAGGUCUUGAAAAAGAAGGGUCAACACUGCAAAAAUUGACUCUUUGCAUAAACUUAAUGUAAUUGUCAAUAAAAGCCUUUGACACUUAUGGAAUGCUUGUAAUUAUACUUCAGUAUACCAUAGUAACAUCUGACAAAAAUAUCUAAAAACACUGAAGCAGCAAACUUUGUGAAGACCAAUACUUGUGUCAUUCUCAAAACGUUUAACCACGACUGUACACUGACUCCGCUAGUCCAGGUGUUAGUCGCACACACGACUACUAUCCUUGCGGGAUCAAACAAUUUAUUCUCAUUCAAGAUCCUAUUUUCCCUAACCUUAAACCUUUAAACUAACCUUAACUCGUAAAACUAACCAUAAAAUACCCCUUUUCCUUGUGGGGACCGACAAAAUGUCCCCACUUUGUCAAAAUUGUCCUGUUUUACUCUCCUUGGAAGGACUCCUGGUCCCCACAAGGAUAGUAAAACCAAUAACACACAUUCUUGUUUUGUUCAAUGCUGUUUAUGUGUACCAGUCUACUCUAGGGGUUGUUUGUCUGCAGUGUUAGCUAAUGAGAUGGUAUUCCAUGUAUGUAGCUACUAGCUAUGCUGUUUGAAGUGUUUUCAUGUUGUGGUACUUAGUUCAGCUAUGUGUUUUCCUUGUUUGUGAGAUGUGUAUAUGUUAAUGAGAAGAUGGUAUCUGUAAGAAGUGUUUUGAUGCAGUGAUAAUGUGUUUGCAGUUGGAGAGAGUGAACCUGUCGGCAGCACAGACCUUGAGGGCAGCGUUUAUAAAGGUAAGGAGAUGGAGGGACAGAGCAGCGUUUCUAAAGGUAGAGGAGAAUGGAGAGGGUCAGCGUUUAUAAGGUAAGGAGAUGGAGGGAGGCAGCGUUUAUAAAGGUAAGGAAGAUGGGAGGGGAGGGCAAAGCGUUUAUAAAGGUAAGGAGAUUGGAGGGGAGGGCAAAGCGUUUAUAAAGGUAGAGGAGAUGAGGACAGGGCAGCGUUUAUAAAGGGUAGGAGAUGGAGGGACAGAGCAGCGUUUAUAAAAGGUAAGGAGAUGGAGAGGGCAGCGUUAUAAAGGUAAGGAGAUGGAGGGGAGGGCAAAGCGGUUAUAAAGGUAAGGAUAUUGGAGGAAGGGCAGCGUUUAUAAAGGUAAGGAGAUGGAGGGAGGGCAGCGUUUAUAAAGGUAAGGAGAUGGAGGGGAGGGCAGCGUUUAUAAAGGUAAGGAGAUGGAGGGGAGGGCAGCGUUUAUAAAGGUAAGGAGAUGGAGGGGAGGGCAGCGUUUAUAAAGGUAAGGAGAUGGAGGGAGGGCAGCGUUUAUAAAGGUAAGGAGAUGGAGGGAAGGGCAGCGUUUAUAAAGGUAAGGAGAUGGAGGGACAGAGCAGCGUUUAUAAAGGUAAGGAGAUGGAGGGACAGAGCAGCGUUUAUAAAGGUAAGGAGAUGGAGGGGAGGGCAGCGUUUAUAAAGGUAAGGAGAUGGAAGGACAGGGCAGCGUUUAUAAAGGUAAGGACCCAUACACCAAAUCACUCUUCAUGGGGAGGGACAGGAGUUUGAGAGACAGAAUAGUCCUGAGGGGUAUACUAGGAUGCGGGAUAGAGGAGUUAGCGAGCUCACUUUUGUCAAUUCUGAGUUCAAUUCGAGAUAACCGUUGACACAAAGAAAGACUGCACUUCUAAUAGCCCAUUCCCACCAUAGCCUGCUGAAUUUGCAGGAUAACUGGCUUGAAUUAGCGGCAGGUGCAGGAUCAAUAGCCGCCUUCCUAUCAUGGAUAAAGCCUGAGCUGGAAUUUGAAGCUAACUGAAGCUGGUUAGCUUGAGUAGAUUUAACUAGCUUCGGAGAAUAAUACCCUUCUGAGUGGUUCCACGGUGACUGAUCUUAGAUUCACAUCUGAUUUAGUCUUUGAUUGGUAGUGUCUAACUCUGAUCAUUGGUCUGUGUUCUAUUAUCAUAGACUGAAGUGUGUGUUUUGUGGUUGAUUAGUAAUGCCUGAUGUGUGUGUCUGCAUAUGUUCUGUGGGUGAUUGUCCAGUGUUUCCCCUAUUCAUUUAGCGCUGCUGCUAAAUCAUUGCUGCUAUUCCAAAAAAGAUGUUGUUAACCCCCAGAUAUAAAGUAUGUAGAAAAUACAAUGAAGAUAUAUAUAUUUUUAUUAGAUCUUUAGGAACUAACAAACACCAAAAUAAAAUCUAGAGUCAGGGUUAAUAAACAAUUCCCCAAAUGUAAUGGCAUGGGGCCCCCAUUGAUUUAGUUUAUGUUUGGGUCACUCAGUCACAUUGCAAAAUGUGUAGCAUUACAGGAAAUGUGCUUUAAAACUCUCAUCCCCAUGACAAAUGCUAGGGGAAAAUUGUUGUCAUAGACUGUUGUGUGUACUCUGUGGUUGAUUAGCAGAGCCUGAUGUGUGUUCUGUGGUUGAUUGUCAGGCUGAGAAGGAGAACCCAGGGCUGACCCAGGACAUAAUCAUGAAGAUCCUGGAGAAGAAGAACGUGGAGGUCAACUUCACUGAGUCACUACUGCGAAUGGCUGCAGACGAUGUGGAAGGUGUGUGUCUGGGUCUGUCAAUGUCUGCUUGUGUGUCUGUUCUGCAGUGAAUAACCUAGUCCUAGAUGUUAGGUAUUGUGCAUCUGUGUACAGUACCGUCUCUCUCCACAGGAUGGUGCUGUUUCUCCACUAAUAAUACAGCCUCUCCUCGUGUGAGACAUUUCAUCCCUCCAGGCUUGAAUUUCUCUCCUGCAUGGCCUGAUUGAUAGUAGUAAUGAAUUAAUUUGCACAGAAUGAGAAGCUCAGCUAUAGUUACACACACACACACACACACACACACACAGUCACACCGGGAUGUGAGGGCCUUUGCUUCUGUUUGAAUACUAAAUAUACAGUGCCUUCAGAAAGUAUUCAUACCCAUUGACUUAUUCCACAUUUUGUUGUGUUACAGCCUGAAUUCAAAAUUGAUUAAAUAUCACCCAUCUACACACAAUACCCCAUAAUGACAAAAGUAAAAACAUUUUAAAAGAAUGUUUAGCAAAUUUAUUGAAAAUGAAAUACAGAAAUCUCAUUUACAUAAAUAUUCACACCCCUGAGUCAGUACAUGUUCGAAUAAUCUUUGGCAGUGAUUACAUCUCUGAGUCUUUCUGGGUAAGUUUCUUUGCACAGCUGGAUUGUACAAUAUUUGCACCGUAUUAUUACUUUUAAGUUCUUCCUGUAGAUUUUCCUGCAGAUUUAAGUCAAAACUGUAACUAGGCCACACAGGAACUUUCAAUGUCGUCUUGGUAAGUAACUCCAGUGUAUAUUUGGCCUUGGGUUAUUGUCUUGCUGAAAGGUGAAUUUGUCUCCCAGUGUCUGUUGCAAAGCAGACUGAACCAAGGUUUCCUUUAGGAUUUUGCCUGUGCUUAGCUCUAUUCCGUUUCUUUUUAUCACAAAAAACUCCCUAGUCCUUGCCGAUGACAAGCAUACCCAUAACAUGAUGCAGCCACCAGCCAUCGAAUACCCAUAACAUGAUGCAGCCAUCGGGUUUUCCCCGAACAUAACACCUUGUAUUCAGGACAUAAAGUCCAUUUUUUGCCGUUUUACUUUAGUGCCCGAUUGCUUUGGAAUAUUUUUUAUUCUGUACAGGCUUCCUUAUUUUCCCUCUUUCGAUUAGGUUAGUAUUGUGGAGUAACUAAAAUGUUGUUCACAGCCAUUCAACUCUGUAACUGUUUUAAAGUCACCAUUGGCCUCAUGGUGAAAUCCAUGAGAGGUUUCCUUCCUCUCUGGCAACUGAGUUAGGAAGGACGCCAGUAUCUUUGUAGUGACUGGGUGUAUUGAUACACCAUCCAAAGUGUAAUUAAUAACUUCACCAUGCUGAAAGGGAUAUUCAACGUUUUUUUUAUUUUUUAUCUACCAAUAGGUGCCCUUCUUUGCGACUGAAUCUGUGUUUGAAAUUCACUGCUCAACUGAUGGGAGCGUACAGAUAAUUGUAUGUGUGGGGUACAGAGAUGAGGUAGUCAUUCAGAAAUCAUGUUAAACACUAUUAAUGCACACAGAGUGAGUCCAAGCAAGUUAUUGUGUGACUUGUUAAGCAAAUGUUUACUCUUGAACUUAAUUAUGCUUGCCACAAGAAAGGGGUGACUCAAGACAUUUUCAGCUUUUCAUUUUUUAUUAAUUAGUAAAAUGUUUGAAAAACAUAAUUUCACUUUGACAUUAUGGGUUAUUGUGUGUAGACCAGUGACACAAAAUCUUAAAAUUCAGGCUGUAACACAAUAAAAUGUGGAAAAAGUCAAGGGGUGUGACUACUUUCAACCAGGCUACACUACACUGGUACCUUUUUCUAACUCACAGUACUGUAUGUGUGUGUGCACAGACUGCCCUGGGUGGGGCUGUUCUGGAACGCUCUCUCUCUACAAUCCACCACCUCUCCUUGUUGACCUGACUGUCUCCAUGGUGACUGAGGCUGUGGCUCUCUUCCUGUGUGUGUGUGUGUGUGUGUGUAGAGUUCAUGAUUGACAGGCCGGAGCAGGAGUUCCAGGACUUGAAUGACAAGGCCCGGGCACUCAAACACAUCCUCAGCAAGAUCCCAGAUGAGAUCAACGACAGAGUACGCUUCUUACAGACCAUCAAGUAAGUACACAUGCGCUCGCAGACCUCCCAGCACACCCUCAGUGAUGUGAUUUAACACUUCACAAGCACACAGUUCUCCAAAAAUACACUUAUUCUCUUGUUCCCAUUUUCUUUCCAAUCAACACUACGUCUCAGGUUAGUACACACACACACACACACACACACACACACACACACACACAGCCCGCACAAUUAUUCUCCCCCACACUUAUUCUUUCAGGGGUUUCUGUUUUGGCUCACUUUGCCUGGAGGGGGGGAAAGUGAGAGGAAUGAGAGCAAGUCUGAGAGUAAGAGGUUCUAGGAAGGAGGUAGGGAUGGAGGGAAGGUGAAGGAGUAAGAGAGGGGAGAUGGUUCAAGAUGUCUGACUGCUGUUGGACUAAGAAGGCGUAAGAGAGGUGAGAUGGUUCAAGAUGUCUGACUGCUGUUGUAGUCAUUGUCCACAGACAGGGCCUAAAAUGAACACCUGACAAAUGCGGGUAGAUGUCUAUUUCACCAGCCACGUUGGGGGGGGUAAGAUGUCUAUUUCACCAGCCACGUUGGGGGGUAAGAUGUCUAUUUCACCAGCCACGUUGGGGGUUAAGAUGUCUAUUUCACCAGCCACGUUGGGGGGUUAAGAUGUCUAUUUCACCAGCCACGUUGGGGGUUAAGAUGUCUAUUUCACCAGCCACGUUGGGGGGUAAGAUGUCUAUUUCACCAGCCACGUUGGGGGUUAAGAUGUCUAUUUCACCAGCCACGUUGGGGGUUAAGAUGUCUAUUUCACCAGCCACGUUGGGGGGGUAAGAUAUCUAUUUCACCAGCCACGUUGGGGGUUAAGAUGUCUAUUUCACCAGCCACGUUGGGGGUUAAGAUGUCUAUUUCACCAGCCACGUUGGGGGGUAAGAUGUCUAUUUCACCAGCCACGUUGGGGGGGGUAAGAUGUCUAUUUCACCAGCCACGUUGGGGGUUAAGAUGUCUAUUUCACCAGCCACGUUGGGGGGUAAGAUGUCUAUUUCACCAGCCACGUUGGGGGGUAAGGUGUCUAUUUCACCAGCCACGUUGGGGGGUAAGGUGUCUAUUUCACCAGCCACGUUGGGGGGGGUAAGAUAUCUAUUUCACCAGCCACGUUGGGGGUUAAGAUGUCUAUUUCACCAGCCACGUUGGGGGUUAAGAUGUCUAUUUCACCAGCCACGUUGGGGGUUAAGAUGUCUAUUUCACCAGCCACGUUGGGGGGUAAGAUGUCUAUUUCACCAGCCACGUUGGGGGUUAAGAUGUCUAUUUCACCAGCCACGUUGGGGGGGGGUAAGAUGUCUAUUUCACCAGCCACGUUGGGGGGGGGGUAAGAUGUCUAUUUCACCAGCCACGUUGGGGGGGGGGUAAGAUGUCUAUUUCACCAGCCACGUUGGGGGGGUAAGAUGUCUAUUUCACCAGCCACGUUGGGGGUUAAGAUGUCUAUUUCACCAGCCACGUUGGACUGAAGAACUAAGAAUCCUAUAUAGCCUAUCCCACCUGGCGCUGCAGCACUGCCUGACUGGGGGAUGUGCGCAUGUGAAGAGCUGAGUGAAAGAUUCAUUUUUAGAAGCGCUGCGCACAGGCAUAAAAGUUGGUCUAAUUGACUUAAAACUAAAGUCUACUGAAGUGAAACUUUGUCCUUGUGUUUCUUGGCUAUUUACAUUGUUUUGUUCACAAGCUAGCUUGUUUUUCUAUGUUUGAGUUUCAACUGCUAGGGAAGAGAAGAUAACGCCUCUACUAGUCAGACUCAAUCUCACAGGUACAAACAUGACUCGAGUCACGCUACCAUGGUAACCUCCAGCGCUUAAAGGGGCAGGUGAAAAAAAAAGACUCACUUCACAAUUUAAUAUAUAAUAUAAUAAUAAUAAUAUGCCAUUUAGCAGACGCUUUUAUCCAAAGCGACUUACAGUCAUGCGUGCAUACAUUUUUUUUUUGUGUGUGGGUGGUCCCGGGGAUCGAACCCACUACCUUGGCGUUACAAGCGCCAUGCUCUACCAGCUGAGCUACAGAGGACCAUGAAUAUACCACAUGACUUCUUACUAGAAACAUUACAAAGCAUGCUCAUACGGUUUUUGUGUUUUGUUGGUGUAAUUUUAGCAGGGGGAAAAAAUAUUUUCACUGGUAAAAAAUCUGAGUGGCUGGUAGAUUUUAAAAUCUACCUGCCACAUUGGCUGAUGGACCAAAAAUAUAAUUUUCUGCUCUGUCCACAGAGAUAUCGCCAGCGCCAUAAAGGAACUCCUGGACACGGUCAACACUGUCUUCCGAAAAUACCAGUACCAGAACCGACGGGUGAGAACACACACACACAGGCCAAUUAAGACAAAUGUAUUUUCUUUCUCCCUCAGCUAUCAGCAGAGUUUGAGAUGUACUUGUGUUUUUUCCUCUGUUAUCUUCUUAAAGCGUAAAAAGCGUCUGUUGUUUUCCCAGGCACUGGAACACCAAAAGAAAGAGUUUGUGAAAUACUCCAAGAGCUUCAGCGACACACUUAAAACAUACUUCAAAGAUGGAAAGUAAGGAAACCUCAUCACGUCCUCCUUCAUGUUCUACCCUGCUUUUCUCUUCCAUGGCCUGUACAAUGUAUCACCCAUACUGGUUUACAUCUGGUUUACAUCUGGUUUACAUCUGGUUUACAUCUGAAUCAUGUAGAGCAGUGUUUUCCCAACUCCACUACCCUCAACAGCCCAACUCCAGUCCUCCAGUACCUCUCAGCAGCCCAACUCCAGUCCUCCAGUACCCUCAACAGUACACAUUUUUGUUGUAGCCCUGGACAAAAUCGCCUGAUUCAACUCAUCGAGAGCUUGAUGAUUAGUUGGCAAGUUAAAUCAGGUGUGCUUGUCCGGGGCAAGUGUACUGCGGGCCCGGCGUACGAGGGUGCAAAAGGGGGCUUAGCCCUCUCAGUUUUAGUUUUAUGUCCCUAUAUAAAAAUAGCAAUACAUUUCAAAUGAUUUAGUGACAGGUUGGUGCAAAUCUGUAUCUGCGCUAUGUCAGCACUAUGGACAGAGCACGCCGAGGAGUGUUUGUGUGUAGGGAGGGCCAUGGAAAGCCAUUGGGUGGUUAGGUAUGACUCCUUUUGGGUUUCCAUAAAAAGCGGGGUAAAACGCUGCUCAUCUUUGAUAGGCUAAGUGAAUAACGAGAUCCGCCUCCUCCUGUAAUAUUAGAUUUAUAAGGGCGGGGUCAAGUUUACAGUUGAAGCUGCUUCACUCAACUCUGCCUCACGCCCCACCACUACAGAGUUUAGUUAGUUUCUUAGCUAGCUGUAAAAGGCUUCAGUGUUAUUAGCCUAUUUAACGCUAACCAGCUAAUCUGCCACGGCUAUAAUGGAUAUCAGAAAUCAAACCACCGAGGCUGCCACCAAGCCCAGCAGCGAUGAUGCUGCUGAUCUCUGCCUGAAGAGCCCCAUCCCCCUUUCCACAAGUGCCGCCAGGAUAAUUGCUCCACAAGCCCCCUCCACCUUGACUGUUCCUGAAAAUCUUGGAACAGAGGAGUCCAGGUUAGCCUAGAAUCCUACCUAGCAGCAGGUUUUUCUGUCCAAAAACGUUCAUUUAAUAGCAACUGGUUCAUAGAAGCACUGCACUGUGGGAAAAAAAAACAAGUUGUAUUCCGCUGCGUUCACAUAGGCUGUUUGUAAUAGGUGAAUGACCCUAUCUAGUAGCCUAUAUCCGUUGCUAAAUAGUCCUUGCUUUACUGUGUAGGGCGCUGUCCAUUGUGCUGAUAAAGCACAGAGGAGAUGGGUUACAGAUUUCGCAUCAACCUGUCACUUCAAAAGCGCUCAAUGGUCUCAGUGUCUCGGCAUUUUAACUUUGUUUAUUGUGGUAUAGCGGGAUAUAAGCAGAAUUCAAUAUAAUUAUUAGUUUUUUUUGUCUGGUGUACUGCUUAGUAGAACAUGUGACACUGUGGCAGAAACGAUACUUGGCAUUUUCAGGGUCGUUUAAUAAUUCCCAUUACCAUUCACUGUGAAAUCACAUUUAGGCUUGAUUCUCUGAAGCCUGACAUUUUGACAGAUCAAAGCACUGUAUCAAUCCCAUUAUUGCCAUGGUUUCCUGUGACUGACACCGCCUAUCAUGUGUGUCCCUGUCUCUCUCUGUCCCGCUUGUUUCCAGGGCGAUAAACGUGUUUGUCAGCGCGAACAGGCUCAUCCACCAAACCAACCUAAUACUCCAGACCUUCAAGACCGUGACAUAGACUGGGUUAACCACACUAACCCAGGCUUUUAACAGAGAAUAGGAAACCCUUUAUAAGAUUCUGUUUUUGUGACUAUCAUUUCUAAGUCUUUGCUUCAUGGGGGAUCAUGUAUUUAGAGUUGCAGGCAGCCAGACUAUAAUUGCCAGAGAGAUUUUUUUUUUUUUUCAUUGUAUUUGUUUCGCCACGAUCAUGCUACCGCCACAGAGUAUCUUAUGCCAAUGCACCUCUCUUUUUCUCCCUCUCUUCCCCACCCCCCCUCUCUUUCUUGCACUUUCUCUCACUCUCUCACUCUGUCCAUGUGAAAGCCAAAACACCGGGCCUUAAUGUGGCCAUGAAGGCAUUCCUAAAGCAAAGUGUAAAUACAAGGGGCUUCUGCUUUUCUCACGUUCUAACUUGGAACAAUGA